Acanthopagrus latus (yellowfin seabream) is the source of this 7219-nucleotide messenger RNA. Its product is annotated as epidermal growth factor receptor substrate 15-like 1. The record is from RefSeq and is a predicted model, not a curated record. The transcript has 27 exons. Bases 462 to 3254 code for a protein of 930 amino acids. Lineage: Eukaryota; Metazoa; Chordata; Actinopteri; Spariformes; Sparidae. Gene Ontology annotation, cellular component: plasma membrane; clathrin coat of coated pit; cytoplasm. Gene Ontology annotation, biological process: endosomal transport; endocytosis. Gene Ontology annotation, molecular function: cadherin binding; calcium ion binding.
GUACACUCAUUAGCUCAGUUCAGACCUGUGAUAUAGACGAGCAGUGAAGGAGUGCAGUAGUGUGUAAGCAGCAUGCCUCCGAGCAUCGCACAGCUUCACAGUGACGUCAUGUGGGCACUGAGUACGUCACAAGCCGUCUUUAGUUGAUGUGUUCUUUCUUGUUCCUGCUGCUCCUCUUCUUUGGGGGCAGCUAGGCUUUGCUCUGCUCCUCAUACCAACCAAAGAGUCCAAGCAUGGACUGUACAUUAUAAAGAGCCCGAACUGUAAAAUAAAGGUUCAAAAUCUUGUAGAAAUGCAGUGCUUUGCAGACAAUAUAGUUAACAAAACAAUGAGCCCAACUUAAAUGGAGUUUGUGUUAACGGGUGUGAGGACCCGGAUUGUCCGCUAAGGGGAGUGUUGGCGGCGGCGGCGGCGGGCGGGUCGACCCGGUGGGUGGGUGCGUUUCCGCAGCAACAGGGAAGAUGGCAGCUCUCACAUCUCUGACCCAGCUGUCAAGUGGGAAUCCUGUAUAUGAGAACUUGUACAGACAGGUGGAUCCUGGGAAUACAGGGAGAGUUGGACCAACAGAAGCUGCUCUGUUUUUAAAAAAGUCUGGACUCCCUGACAUCACACUGGGAAAGAUCUGGGAUUUGGCCGAUCCUGAUGGCAAAGGGUACCUGGACAAACAGGGCUUUUAUGUAGCACUGCGGCUGGUGGCCUGUGCACAGAGUGGUCAGGAAGUCAGCCUGUCCAGCCUCAACCUUACAGUACCUCCACCCAAGUUUAAGGACACCAGCAGUCCAUCUCUAAGCAGCACAGCUUCUGCCCCAAGCGAAUUACACUGGGCUGUCAGGCCUGAGGAGAAGAGUAAAUUUGAUGGGAUCUUUGAGAGUUUGGCUCCAGUUAAUGGUCUGCUGUCCGGAGAGAAGGUCAAACCAGUCCUUAUCAACUCCAAGCUACCUCUGGAUGUCCUUGGGAAGGUUUGGGACCUGAGUGACAUAGAUAAAGAUGGUCACCUGGACAAAGAUGAGUUUGCAGUGGCCAUGCACCUGGUGUACCGGGCCCUGGAGAAGGAGCCUGUUCCUGCAGUCCUCCCCUCUGCCCUCAUUCCUCCAUCUAAGAGAAAGAAGAGUCUGGGCUCAGUGUCCGGCUCCGUGCCUGGACUGCCCGCGAGCCCCCCACCACCCAAAGACUCACUGCGCUCCACACCCUCCCACGGCAGCAUGAACUCACUGAACAGCACUGGCAGCCUUUCACCCAAACACUCUCUGAAGUCUGGACAGCAUUCAUUGAUGUGGGUGGUCCCAGUGUCAGACCGUGGUCGCUAUGACGACAUCUUCCUGAAGACAGAUGCUGAUCUGGAUGGUUUUGUCAGCGGACAUGAAGUGAAGGACAUCUUCAUGCAGUCUGGACUGACUCAGAACCUCCUUGCCCAUAUAUGGGCUCUGGCAGACACCAGGCAGAUUGGUAAACUGACCAGGGAGCAGUUUGCCCUCGCAAUGCAUCUUAUCCAGCAGAAGGUCAGCAAAGGCAUCGACCCUCCACAGACCCUGACGGCUGACAUGAUCCCCCCAUCUGAGAGAGGCACUCCUGUACCAAGUAUGUCAGGAUACAUGACCCCAGUGGGAUCAGAGAUGGCUGCUCUCUCUGAGAUGAGACGGGCUGUAAUGUUCAAGUUGUGGGACAGCUCAAGCUCAGUGGGCUCAGGGGAGUUCACUGGCAUCAAGGAGUUGGAUGAUAUCAGCCAGGAGAUAGCCCAGCUGCAGAGGGAGAAGUACACUCUGGAGCAGGACAUCAGGGACACAGAGGAGGCCAUCAGACAUAAGAGUGCAGAGGUGCAGGAGAUGCAGAAUGACCUUGACAGAGAGACAGCCAGCUUGCAGGAGCUGGAGGCUCAGAAACAAGAUGCCCAGGAGCGCCUGGACGAGAUGGAUCAGCAGAAACAUAAAUUAGAGGAUAUGCUGAAUGAAGUCCGCAUGAAGUGCCAGGAAGAGUCUCAAAUGAUCUCAACCCUCCAGAGUCAGAUCCACUCCCAGGAGUCAGACCUGCAGAGCCAGGAAGAGGAGCUGAGCCGGGCAAAGGCUGACCUGGGCCGACUGCAGCAGGAGGAGAACCAGCUGGAGCAGAGCCUGGCUGCUGGCAAGAUCCAACUGGAGACCAUCAUCAAGUCUCUGAAGGCCACGCAGGACGAGAUCAACCAGGCCCGUAGUAAGCUGUCCCAGAUUCAGGACAGCCAGCAGGAAGUGUCUAAAAGCAUUGAGCAGUACAACAGUACCUUGAAUGGAACACAUGGCGGCAGUAUGACCAACCUGGCUGACAUGAGCGAAGGCUUCAGUGACAGAGAGAACGGAGGGUUUCCAGCCAUGGUGAGAUCAGCACAGGAGGAUCCAUUCAAAGUGAAGCCUUCAGUGUUUAACAGCCAGCCUCAGGAGCUUCCGCCUGACCCUUUCCACUCUGAAGACCCCUUCAAAACAGACCCUUUCAAAGGUGACCCUUUCCAAAAUGACCCUUUUGCAAAGCAGCCAUCAGCAGCCACAGAUCCUUUUGGAGGAGACCCAUUCAAAGAGACAGAUCCAUUCAAGGCUUCGUCAGAAGAUUUCUUUAAGAAGACCACGAAGAUUGACCCCUUCUCCACACCAGACCCCUUCAGUAAAAGUGCCACAUUACCCUCCAAGCAAACCAGUCACUUCACAAGCAGUGACCCAUUCUCUUCAAGCAACCCUAAACCCAAAGGACCAGACCUGUUUGGCACUUUGGACCCGUUUGGCAGCAAUUCGUUCAGUAGCAGCAGUAACAGCUCUGCUGGAUUUGCAGACUUCAGCCACAUGUCAAAGCCCAGGGACCCCUUUGAAGGCAGGACCAGCUGGCUGCCAGACUACCAAAAGUCAGUGUUUGUGGAUGACCCAUUCAGCAGAAAGAAUGACACGCCAGCUCUACCACCCAAGAAAAGUGUUCCUCCAAGACCCAAACCGCCUAGUGGUAAGAGUACACCAGUGAGCAUGUCUGGCACAGCUGACCCUUCCAAACCAUGUGACCCCUUCCAACCCUUUGGAGGUGACACCAUCGACCCGUUUCAGAGUAAAAAGGGCCCGGGAGACCCGUUCAGUGGCAAAGACCCUUUUGCUCCAUCCUCAGCAUCAAGUAAAAGUCCUAAAGACUCUACCUCGGGUUUUGCAGACUUCAGUUCUGACCUGACAAAGUCAAGUUUGGGAACGAGGCUCAGCAGUUGGAGUGGGCAAAGCGAGAGAGUGAGAGAGCCGAACGUGAGCGUCUGAAGAGGCUUCGACAGCAGGAACAGGAGGACCUGGAGCUGGCCAUUGCCCUCAGCAAGGCUGAGAUGUCCAAUGCGUGACCAGGAACACCCACCACACACACAAUUGUACACAUUCACGGACACACACAAACACAGCGGAUUGGCAGGUUAACAUGCAGGCAGACAUGAGGGACAUCUACAUAUACAGACACAAAGCACAUCACUGGACUAACUCUGUUCAUACAAACUCUGAUCCACACACACAUGCACAGGACCUGUACCUCAGCUCUCUACAUUCCCCACACUCAUCAACUCAGUCUGGCAUGAGAAACAAGACAACAACACUGAGAGUCGACAGCUCGUUGUUGCAAAAUCGUCUGACAGACAGGUGAAGGAGGAGAGCAGGAGGAGGCCAGAGGGAAACAAACGGAUCACUGUGUUUAUGCGCUAUAGUGGCUGGACAUUAAUGUGAUGAACCAAGCAGACGAGCUGCUGAUGGAACCACAAAAAAAACACAAAUUCAGACUAUUUUCAUCAGUUCUCCAAAGCAGCAGUAGAGAAAAUAAUACCACAAUUCAAACUGCCCAGGUAUUUCUUAAAAGGGAUUUUUUUCCUCAUACAGGGUGACAUGGAUAUACUGUAUCUCUGGCCUACUGAUGGCAUAGUCUGUGUCAGUUAGUAUUUAGUCUUGAGGUGUUUUACUGCAGACUGGGCUGUUCAAAAAGUUGUUUUUUAUAGAGAAAACUGAAUUGAAAUUUUUAUUUAUUGUUUUUUAUUUCAGGAUUUACUGUCACUAACCCAGACUUGGAUAAGAAGUGAAAAGCUUGAUAUUAGUUGAGUUUUUUCACCUCUGCUGGAGGCUUAUUGUUUUCCCUCUGCUGUGUGUGAACAAGGCUAAACUCCAUUGGAUGUACAGAAAAUUAAAUUCUCAUCUGACUCUGGGUGGGUUGAAGCAUACAGUGGAGAUCAAAAUUAGAGAACAAUUAAUUAAUACUUGAUUUCUUCUGAAAUAUUUUUAUUUUCAUUGUUCAGAAUUUGAUAGAAUAUCAGCAUUGGCUAUACCACUGCUGUACUAGCAUGUUUUUUUAAAUAACCAAAGGUACUUCAACAAAAACCUUUAUUUUGUGAAAAAAACAGUGAGCAACUGUGUCAGAAGAGAAGAUUCAAACAUUAAUAGGAAGUGUAGAGGCCUUUGCUUUGAAUAACUUCAGCACAUCUGCGCCCACAGGACAUCACUAGUUUCUCACACUGCUCUGGUUUGAUCUUGGUCCACUCUUCUUGCAGUCUCUUCCACACUUUUGUCACUGAAGUGGGUUUCUUAGCCAUUACUUUGUCGCAAAGGAUUUUCCAGAGAUUCUCUAUGGGGUUUAGAUCUAGACUCUGGGCUGGCCAUUUCAUUGUUUCAAUAUUCUUAGCCUCAAGGAACUGCUUAACCCGUUUUGCAGUGUGACAGGGGGCAUUGUCUUGCAUGAAAAUUGCGGGCUGAUUGGGAGCCAAUUGCAGUGAAGGAAUUGCAUGUUGCCGAAGGAGGUUCACAUAAACAUUUGCAUUCACCCUGCCAUGUAGCUGUACAAGAGGCCCAACUCCUGCUGCAGAAAACAUCCCCCAAACCAUGACACUUCCUCCUCCAAAUUUGACUGACUUCUUUACACACUUUGGGUUCAGUCUUUCCCCAUUUCAACGCCGAACAUAAUGUUUCCCAUCAGACCCAAAUAAAUUGAACUUACUCUCAUCACUGAAGUGCACUCUAGGCCAGCUCUCUUCUGUCCACACAACAUGCUCCUCAGCAAAGGCAAAUCUAGCCUUUUUAUUCUUUCUGCUGAUGAGGGGUUUGGUCACUGCUGAGUGGGCUUUCAGUCCAAAUUGUCUUAAAUGGUGAGACACUGUGUGCCGAGACAGAUCCUUGCCCUGUUCAGCACUAAACUGGCGAGUAAUUCCAGCUGCAGUGUUGAACCGAUUCCCCAUUGAGAGUAAUCGCAUAGUCCUGUCCUCUCGUGCACUUGUUUUACAUGGACGACCAGCCUUUUUGGGGGUCUUAAAUGAAUCUGUGUCCUUGUAAAGUUUCAAUAUUCUUGAAAUCACAGACUUGGAACGCCCAAACUCUCUUGCAAUGGCUGAGAUGGUCAUCCCUUUGGCCUUCAUCUGGACAGCCUGCUGUCGCAGGGUUUCAGUCACCUUAGAGUGGCCUGCCAUCUUGCAAUCCCAGGGAAAAUCUGCACAACCUGUCUAUUUUGUUCAGUCACUGCACAUUAGCAAUCCCGCGAGUCUUAAAUGUUUGUCACCAGACUGAUAUCUCUCAACCGUCUCACAUUUACCAACAAGGGCAAGACAAAACCCUGAUUUUUUGCACCAAUGCCAACUGUUCUGUAGCAUUUGCCACAUUGUGAUGGAACACAAACGUAUGUCAUCGGAAAAAAAAUUUCUACAAUUAUUUUAGCAUUUUUCAGUUGCUCAUUCAGUUUCUUUCUGAAAUCUGUCGUGGCAAAAAACAGGAUAACAGGCAUUGCAGUGUUGUUUUUAUAAAAGCUGCCAUGAUAUCAGGCAUGUUAGGCCACAUCAGAAAAGUCUGCAAAAUCCUGGAGAGACUGUCACCUCAUGUUCACCACUGUUGCAUGACAUAAACUGAGAUAAGGGCCUCAGGCACUGCUUGCAUUAUGAGCUGUUCAUGGAGGGGCCAGGUUAAACUGUGCCCUCCUGUCAUUUCACGUGUUCUCUGAGUGUAACACCCCCACUUUGUAAUGCCUCUCUUUAAGUUUAUCGUCUCUGAGCCCAAGCUGAGACAACCCCAGUGAUUUCAUUAUGAUUUAUUAUUACAGUCCUCUUCCAAAUCACUUUUUACAGGCAUGAAAAGAGUUGUACUCUGUUGUUAGAGUUGUACUGUCCAUGAUGCGUACAUUGAUAUUUAUGUGUUCUUUUAUUAGUAUUUUAUUGGCCUUUCGUGACUUUAUUAGGAAGGACAGCUUGAGAGAUGACAGAUAACGGGGUGAGAGAGAAGGGUGACUUGCAGCAAAGGGUGAUAGGUUGGACUCGAAUCCUGGGCGGGGACACAGCCUCUGUAGUUGUGUUGCGUGCUCUACCAACUGAGCUACUGGGGCCUACAUUGAUAUUUAUGUGUAACUUUAAGGCCUUUAUUAUUUGUUCAUAUUGUGUUUGCAUGGUGCAUAUUCUUCAUUAAUCAAAUUGUCUCUCAGUAAUACUGACAGCUAAUUAACACAUGCAGGGGGAGUCAGUAGGGAUCUGCCUGUUGCUCUGAGGGUUCCUGCAGGUUAAUUUGGCAUCCAACCCAGAGAGUCUGUUGGAGACAGUCAGAGUGAGGUACAUCCAACCUUUGGCUCAGUGAAAAAGACAAUUGUUAAACAACACUAGUCAGACAUGUUCACGUUACGCUCUUGAAAAUAGCAACUGCUCAUCAGCUGUGUUAAAAAGCUAAUGAAGAUCCGUUCCACUGAUUCCCCCUGAGGUGACAGGUACCUGGCAAGUGAAAACAAGAGUUUACUAUGUCGACAUAUGCUGUGAAGUGACUGUAACAAAGUGUACAGAUAUAUAUUUUCUUUGUCAAUGAGUGGGAAUGGACUGUGAGCUGCAGUCCUCUCUCCCUCUGUCUAGUGUAUAUAGAUAAACAGAGCUAACUAUGCCUCUUUACCACUGCUGGGCUCUGAUCUCAAUGCUGUAAUGUUACACACACAUCCAACACAUGAAAGGCAAGAUAAGGGAUUUCAUUUUUCUACAGUUGGCCUUGUUUUCCUGUUAGAGAGCGAGGGUUUUAACACGUUUUUAUUUCUUGAGCCAGUUGUUAGAUUAUUUUGACAUUUUUUUGUUUUAAACCAACAUCCAAUGUAUGUAUGUAUAUAGUUGUUCCGUGCUAUAAUUUGUAGUUGACUUUUAGUCAUUCCAGUGCUCCACAGACCAGGCAGCACAAGCUGCAGUUUGUUGGAAAAUUUUUUGAACUGGGUGAAGUCAGGUGUCAUUAAGAUGGAAACAGUCCUA